AUGGCUAAGAGCCUAUCUCCCUUCAAAAGUGCAUCCUCACAGAUGCCUGCACUUACCCUAUCCGUCGGCCAACUUUUCAUCCAAGCCCAACUAUGCAGCAAGCCACAGUUGCCCCCCAAAGAUCUCGACCUCUCGGGCCAAACCGCGAUCAUCACCGGAGCAAAUAAUGGAAUCGGCUUUGCAUGUGCCAAGCUUCUGCUCCAGCAUAACUUGAGCCAUCUCAUCAUCGCCGUGAGGUCUGAAGAUAAAGGCAAUGCUGCGGCUGAGCAACUUCGUCGGACAGCAUCGUCAACAAGUUCCCAAAUCGAUGUUUGGAGGCUCGACAUGGGGGACUACAGCUCCGUUGAAGGCUUUGCAAAGCGCUGCGAGACUCUGUCUAGGAUAGACCUUGUCAUUCUCAACGCUGGCAUGGGCGAUAUAACUUUCCACCUAAACAAGAAUACAGGUCAUGAAGAGACAAUACAAGUCAACUUUCUCUCUACCAUGUAUCUUUCCGUUAUUCUCUUGCCUAUACUCAAGAGUAGGGCACCAGCUCCUAAGCCAGGCCGCCUGACUAUCGUCAGUUCAGGGACAGCCAUGCAUUGCGAGUUGCCCGAAGCCAAGGCAGACCAUAUCCUAUCCGCUCUUGACUCAGAAGGCAAUUUCGAUGGCAUGGGGCAUUACGGAAAGUCCAAGCUUCUCGGUCAUCUCUUUAUCGACAGACUAUCUCAACACGUUGACCCCAGUGAUGUUAUCAUCAACCUUAUCGAUCCCGGAUUGACCAAGGGCACAGGCCUUAUGAACAAAGGCUCUUGGCUGAUGAAGAUAGGUAUGGCCAUAGGAACAAGACUAGUGGGUCAUACACAGGAACAAUCUGCCUCAUCCUAUAUUGAUGCCGCGAUUAUCAAGGGAGAAGAAUCACAUGGAUCAUAUAUCAUGGAUUGGAAGAUUUACCCAUUCGGUUUCUACUACUACACUGAAGAGGGCAAGAGUGUUCAGGACAGAAUCUGGAGGGAGGUGAUGGAUGAAUUUGCCUUUGCUCAUAUGGAAGAGACUAUACGUUCAUUAAAGAAGUAA
This is a messenger RNA of Fusarium subglutinans, 1056 nucleotides long. Its product is annotated as WW domain protein. The record is from RefSeq and is a predicted model, not a curated record. The transcript has 2 exons. Lineage: Eukaryota; Fungi; Ascomycota; Sordariomycetes; Hypocreales; Nectriaceae. The coding region runs from base 1 to 1056 and encodes 351 amino acids.